UCAAAAAAUUUUCAACUUUUCAAUUACUUUUAUUAUACUUUUUUCCUUUCAAGCAUUAAGCAAAUUUUGUUUUAAUAAUGCGUCUUACUCUGCUUACUCUCCAAGUGCUCGCCACUACCGCGCUCACUGCCCCGCUUUUGCUCAAGAGACAGCAAAUUGCAGCGCACAUUCCCUCCAAAAUAUCCACCACACCCCCCAAUGUCAACAACGGCGUGCAAAGCUCAAACUCGAUUGUCACGGGCUCUGACACAGGUGGAAAAACUGUCACCGGCACUACAGAGUCCUUAAGCAAAAAUGUUCAACUAGUGGAUACCAGCGAUAAUUCUGUUACUGGUGUUGAUGAAAUGUCGAUGGAGGGUGUUAUCAAUAGGUUUGGCGACUUUAGUGGAUUUUUCCAGGAAU
Messenger RNA from Kickxella alabastrina, 402 nucleotides. RefSeq lists its product as uncharacterized. The record is from RefSeq and is a predicted model, not a curated record. The transcript is spliced from 2 exons. Lineage: Eukaryota; Fungi; Kickxellomycota; Kickxellomycetes; Kickxellales; Kickxellaceae. The annotation marks the transcript as partial.